GGUUAGUAUGCAACAGCCUGUUUCAGUGGCUAUGUAGCUGCUGCAGCAAGCACCUGGGCCCAUGCAGCCUAUGCAAUGGAUGCCCAAGAUACCUCUAAUGAGUUCCAAGCCUUUCUCUGGAGACAAGAAGAAGGAGGAAGACUUGGACACCUGGGUGAGGACUGUGCCUACUUAUGUGAGGCACAAGCUCACAAGGCCAGAACAAGAAGUUGUAGUGGCUGCCUCCUUUUUAGAAGGAUCAGCAGCCCGCUCGUUGAAUGGCUUAGUGCAGCAACAGGGCUACGGUCAGGAUUUCGAUGUCUGGGCUCAGACUCAGACAUUGGAACAGUUCGUACGGUCAGUCUACAACAGGUGGCAUGACCCGCAAGGGGCUCAAAAGGUCACCGAUGCUAUCAACAACCUGUGUUCCCGAAGGUUCAAGGAUGUUAGAGAGCUAACAAACACCGUAGAACGCCUUCUCGUGGUACCUGGUGUGCUCUUUGACAAGCAGGUUCUCCUGACGGAUUACCUAAGGUGCCUACCUACAGAGGUAAGGACCAAGCUGGUCGAUGAGGCCUAUGUCGAUCAGCACACCUUCGCUUCUUUUAGUACGAAAGCACUGGACAUAGAAGCAAAGUUGGGAUCUGCGCACAAGGUAUCCAAUGAUGGUAGGAAGAGACUGCCCCAAGAUUGGAAGAAAAAGGGUCAGUUAAUGUUCGUUGACCAUGAUGGUCAAACAAUGAAGAUUGACGACUACUCAGAUCUUGGGGAGUUCACAGAGCACGAUGGGGGUGGUGAGACUUCAGAUGUUGGAGUCGUUGCACCCAUCAAGGAAAAGGCUAGGGGGACCAGGAAGAAGAAGGUAGGACGGUCCACGGGUCAGGGCAACCAAGGAACACCCGCAUGGGUAAAGAUUGGUUUAGAGUAUGAGGUGUGGCGUGACUGUGUUGCUAGGGGUACAUGUAUGAACUGUGGCCAUUAUGGUCACACGUCCAGGACUUGCCGCGGCAAGAAGGUCACCACGAAGCGCAAGGAGCUCACAGAGAAGGGAUGGAUACGGCCUAGUACCUCCCCUUACGGUGCGCCAGUCUUAUUUGUUCCUAAGAAGGGAGGUCCGUUAAGGAUGUGCAUUGACUAUAGGGGCCUCAAUGCCAUCACCGUUAAGAACGUGGAGCCCCUACCCCACAUUGACGACCUCUUGGAUAGAGUGCAGGGAUAUCGGUACUUCACAAAGAUAGAUCUGAAGUCCGGAUACCAUCAAAUUGUCGUUAGACCUGAGGACCAACACAAAACCGCAUUUCAGACCACGUACGGUCUGUACGAGUUUGUGGUGAUGCCUUUUGGCCUAUGCAAUGCGCCUGGUACAUUCCAACACGCGAUGAAUAUGAUCUUUCAUGACUACUUGGACAAGUUUAUCGUCGUGUACCUCGACGAUAUUCUCAUCUUUAGUAGGACUGUAGAGGAGCACGCUGAGCACUUGAAAACAGUGCUAGGACUCCUAAGACAGCACCAGUACAAGGUAAACUUGGAUAAAUGCGAGUUUGGUCGCACCAAGAUCUUGUACCUGGGUCAUGAAAUUUCAGCAGAUGGAUUGAGGCCGGAAGAUGCGAAAGUGGCCAGCAUACGUGACUGACCCAGACCUCAAACUGUUACUGAGGUCAGAUCGUUUUUGGGGAUGACGGGCUAUUAUCGUCCGUUUGUGAAGAACUAUAGUACUAUAGCUUCCCCAUUAACAGA
Molecule: messenger RNA, 1716 nt
Organism: Chara braunii
Lineage: Eukaryota; Viridiplantae; Streptophyta; Charophyceae; Charales; Characeae
Source: the annotation of a GenBank genome assembly